CACAAAAAUGAGGAAAUUGAGGACUUUGAGGUUAAAAAUGGUGUGAAUCAAAACAACUAGUAACGUUAAUGAUGUCUGUAUUUUCCAAAGUACGAAACUUUGUCUCGAGGCAUCGCGGCAAAUUCAUUGUUAGCAGUAUUUUAAUUACAAGUUCCAUCAUUCUCACAAGAUAUGCACAACAAAAACUUAAGGACUGGCAAGAGAAAGAGAUGCUUGAAUUUUUGGAAAGGACCAGGAAACAACAACACUUUGAAAAUAUUGGUAGAACAUGUAAUCAAACGACUAUGAAUCUUGCUAGUUCUUUAGUAGAGGCAUUAUCCCAUGUUACUGACACAGAUAAAACAAUAGCGGAAUUACAAGCAAACACUGGUAAUAAGGUGAUAGUUUGGGAGACUUUGAAGAUUCAACUAUUCACAAAGUUAUGUUGUUUAAUAUAUGCAAUGUCAAUGCUUGUGAUUAUCCUUAGAAUACAACUCAGUAUCAUUGGUGGUUACCUUUAUAAAGAUCCAAGCUCGAUUCCAACAGAAAUUCAAGAAAAAUUUUUAACAUUGACACAAAAUUUGAUGAAUGAUGGACUGAAUAAGAUAUCAUCUAAAGUAACAGUAGUAUGUAAAAAUAUAUUAGGCCAAAUUGAUCUGAAGAAACCAAUGCGUUUAAGCGAUAUUGACGCAUUAUUUUGGUCACUUCAAGCAGCAAUAGGAGAUGGUGAAGACAACCCAAUUGAUAAUUUAAAAACCUAUAUUAAUCUGAAUUUUGAAGAAGAUAAAAGUUCAAGAAAUAUUUAUACAUUACUGCUUAGGGAUACUUUAGACUUGAUUGAAAGCGAUGAAGUGAAAUCUCUGACCACACAAUGUAUAAAUAGAGGCUUUACACAGUUAGCCGAUCAACUUUCUGAGUUUUUCAUAAAUAAUGGUCCAUCUAGUUCCAAGCAGAAUCCUGAGGAAGUUAAUUUAAAAAAACCAUUAGCUAAGCUUUUGCCGAUCAUUAAUGGUAUAUUAUCCAAAAAUUCAUUCCCAGACAAAUUUGUUCAGCAGUUAGUCUCAAAUGAGAGAUUACAUAUAUUUGGAGCCAAUAUUUAUGAAAGUUUAUUAUGAUUUAUGUAUUGAAUUAAAAUAAUUUGUUUAGUUGGUUUUGAUGUCGGUUAAUAAAUUAUUCUGUUAGAA
Molecule: messenger RNA, 1163 nt
Organism: Coccinella septempunctata (seven-spotted ladybird)
Lineage: Eukaryota; Metazoa; Arthropoda; Insecta; Coleoptera; Coccinellidae
Product: peroxisomal biogenesis factor 3
Exons: 4
Coding region: 69-1094 (341 amino acids)
Biological process (GO): protein import into peroxisome membrane
Cellular component (GO): peroxisomal membrane
Molecular function (GO): protein-macromolecule adaptor activity
Source: RefSeq, a predicted model, not a curated record